Messenger RNA from Castor canadensis (American beaver), 285 nucleotides. RefSeq names its product C-C motif chemokine ligand 26 (gene Ccl26). Gene Ontology annotation, biological process: inflammatory response; positive regulation of cell migration; chemokine-mediated signaling pathway. Gene Ontology annotation, molecular function: chemokine activity; CCR chemokine receptor binding. Gene Ontology annotation, cellular component: extracellular region. The record is from RefSeq and is a predicted model, not a curated record. NCBI's taxonomy places the organism in Eukaryota, Metazoa, Chordata, Mammalia, Rodentia, Castoridae.
AUGAAGACUUUCCCCCUUCUUCCUCUGACUCUCCUGGCCUUCCUUUUGAGCGUUCCCCGUGGAGCUGCUACCCGUGGCAGUGAUGUGGCCAAGUCUUGCUGCUUCCAGUAUAGCCACAAGGUGCUUCCCUGGAACUGGGUGCACACCUACGAGUUCACCCAGAGCAGCUGCUCCCAGCCCGCUGUGAUAUUCACUACGAAAAGAGGCAAGAAGAUCUGUGCCCAACCAAUGGAAAAAUGGGUGCAGAGAUACAUUUCUUUAUUGAAAACUCAGAAACAAUUGUGA